Messenger RNA from Maudiozyma saulgeensis, 777 nucleotides. Lineage: Eukaryota; Fungi; Ascomycota; Saccharomycetes; Saccharomycetales; Saccharomycetaceae. The record is from the annotation of a GenBank genome assembly.
AUGUUUAAUCUAACUGAUACGAUAAUCAAUUAUGACGUUAUACCAUUCGAUGAUACAUUGAUAAUGUAUAAUCCAAAUGAUCCAAUUAGUGUAAUCAGUGUGUUUCUGUCACUAUCACCAAUACUUUUACUCACGUUUUAUCUUUCUUGGUUAAUUAUCACAAGAGAACUAGAGUCGAUUAUUGUAGCAGGCGGGCAACUACUAAACGAAUUUUCAAAUAAACUCUUAAAGAGGAUCAUUAGACAACCAAGACCACAUGAAGCUUUAAUGGGACCAGGGUUUGGCAUGCCCUCUGCACAUUCGCAAUUUGUUGGGUUUUUUUUCAGUUACUGGACCCUUAAAAUGUGGUUGCAAUGGGGGAAACAACCCCCCAGUAAUUUAUUCAUAAGCACAUCGUGUUUACUAAUCUUCACAUUGAUGGUAUGUGGUUCAAGGAUAUACUUACUAUAUCAUACUAUUGAGCAAGUCACCUUAGGUUAUGUCAUUGGAAUAUUCAACGGCAUAGCGUAUUUCAUUGCAGUUGGCAUAGUGAGACAGCUAGGCAUCAUGGACUGGAUACUGACUUGGCCCUUAGCUAAAGCCGUGUAUUUAACCGAUUCCUUCAAUUUCAAUGGUGAAAGCUUACGGAACAGAUGGGCUAAAUCCGUUACCGCGGGUGGUCCUUCUUCUUCUUCUUGCUCUGCGCAGACCCGGUCCACCCCCGCGGAAAUAGGGAAACAGAAUCACGGAAUGGCGAAAGAGGAGGAAACAGGAAAAAAAUUAUUACAAAUUGAUUAA